GGUGCCCUCCGGCUCCGGUGUGAGGCCCUUGUGGCCCUGUCGCCGGUCGUCCUGUUCCGCUAGCGGGUGACCCGCAGCUCCUGUCCCGGAUCUGAGGGCGCUGCGCCCUCUCCCCGCGGAUUCCUGGUCUCUCAGAACCUCGGGACUCCCUGUAGCCGGGGAGCCGCCGCCACUUGGCGGCUUCUGCGCCCCCGGCCCCGCGGCCGCAGCUGCUUCCUGGAGGCCGCGGAGGUGGGACCUGUGUCUCUCGGUGCUUUCACAGGUCUCAAGUGUGGUGCAAGAAGUAGUCCAGUCCAGGCAGCUGGGGACCUGGGGCGACCAUCUUGCACAUCUGUAAAUUACAAGGAAGGAUUUCAACUGCUCAGACUAGUGUGUGGACCAAACAUCAUUCAUCUGCUUCAAAACUUACAGUGCUCUGCUUUCACUCUCAUUCGUCUGCCUGAAGUGGCUUCUUGGACUUAGAGAUGACAUUCCCUUAAACUUCCAGAAGCUGGAGACAGAAAUGCAUACAGUAGGCUCUGUGUCAGUGUUACCUCAAUCAAUUUUAAUAAAUGAAAGUAACUGCAGCUAAGAGUCUGAAGGGAAGAAGUCUUGUCUGAGACACAAAGCUUUGCCAGGAGAGGUACGUUCUAGUUGUAUGAAUUGAAUGUUUCCUUUGUCUUCUCUUCCUAGUAUCCACCAGGGCUCUAGUCCAUCUGUGGUGUUAUUGGAUUAUAACAAAACUGAUGCAUAGGAACAGAAAUGUAGUUGUCGAGAAUUUAGACUUCAGAGACAAACUGAUCUGCAUCGUGAUCCUGGUUCAGCCAUGUUCCAUGUGGGAAACACGGAGCAUGUGAUUAAAUGGGACCCAGUGGUUGUUGAGGAUGUGGCUGUGGUCUUUAGCCAGGAAGAGUGGGCUUUGCUGAAUCUUACUCAGCGGAAACUCUACAGAGAUGUGAUGAUACAAACCUUCAGAAACCUGGCUUCAGUAGUUUCUCAAAAUCUUAAGGAUGGAGAGAAGUUAUCCAGCGAAGUUAUAAUGGUGCAAUACAUGAAAAAUAACACCUGGUCCUCCGCGUUAGGAGAAAUCUCACAAUCGCAUGGAAAUAAAGAUCAUCAUAAAAACCAAGAGAGACAUUUGAGAAGUCAUACAGUAGAAAACAUCUGUGAAACUAAUGAAGGCAAUCAGUGUGAGAAAACGUUCAGCCAGGUUCCAAAUCUUACUGUGUUAAAAGGAAAUCAUACAGAAGUAAAUCCUUUUGAAUGCUCUGAGUGUGGAAAAGUCUUCACGGAUCCCUCAUCACAUAACUGUCAUACCAGAUACCACAAUGGAUGUAAUACCUGUCAGUUUAUUGCAUGUGGAGAAGCCUGCAGUUGUACCACUCCUAUGAGAACUCUUAACGGAACGAAACCUCAUAAUUGUGGGGUAUGUGGGAAUGACUUGGUUUGUAUCUCAACCAUUAAGAAUCCUGUGACAAUACUCACUGGUGAGAAACACUAUAACUGUAAUGAAUAUGGGAAAGAUUUCUAUAGUUUCUCAUCAUUUUGGACACAUGUGAGAGGUCAUAAGAGUGAAUGUAAAGAAUGUUGUAAAACCUAUAGUCAUUCUUUAUCCCUUAUUUUACAUAACAGAGAUAAGCCUUAUGAAUAUUGGGAAUGUGGAAAAGCUUUUAGUGAGGCUUCGUCUCUCACUCAACAUGUAACAACUCACCGUGGAGAGAGACCUUAUAAAUGUAAGAGAUGUGGGAAAACCUUUAGUCAGUCAUCACACCUCUCUAACCAUAUAAAAACGCACAAUAAGCACAGGCCUUAUGAAUGUAAGGAAUGUGGGAAAGCCGUUAGUCAGGCCUCAACCCUCACUAGACAUAUAACAACUCACACUGGAGAGAGACCUUAUGAAUGUAAGGAAUGUGGGAAAGCCUUUAGUUGGCCCUCCCGCCUAACUGCACAUAUGCGUACACACAGUGGAGAGAAGCCUUACGAAUGUAAGGAAUGUGGGAGAGCCUUUCGUUGGCCCUCACAGCUCGCUACACAUAUGCGAACUCACAGUGAAGAGAGGCCUUAUGAAUGUAAGGAAUGUGGGAAAGCCUUUCGUCAGUCAUCACACCUUAUUAACCAUGUAAGAACUCACAAUGGGCAGAGACCUUAUGAAUGUAAGGAAUGUGGGAAAGCCUUUAGUCAGGCUUCAACCCUCACUACACACGUAACAACUCACAGUGGAGAGAGACCUUAUCAGUGUAAGGAAUGUGGGAAAGCCUUUAGGUAUUUUUCUAAUUUCGCUUCACAUAUAAGAAUUCACAGUGGAGAAAGGCCUUAUGAAUGUAAAGAAUGUGGAAAAGUCUUUAGGCAAGCCUCAAACCUCAUUACACAUAGAAGGAUUCACAGUGGAGAGAGGCCUUAUGAAUGCACGGAAUGUGGGAAAGCCUUUAAUUGUUCCUCACACCUAACUAAUCAUUUAAGAACUCACAGUGGAGAUAAGCCUUAUGAGUGUACAGAAUGUGGGAAAGCGUUUACUCAGGCCUCAUCUCUCACUACACAUAUAAGAACUCACAAUGGAGAGAGGCCUUAUGAAUGUAAGCAAUGUGGGAAAGCCUUUAGUCAGGCCUCAUCCCUCACUAAACAUAUAAGAACUCACAGUGGUGGGAGGCCUUAUGAAUGUAAGGAAUGUGGGAAAGCUUCCAGUUGUUGCUCAGAAUUAACUAGUCUUAGGGGAACUCGCAGUGGAGAGAGGCCUUAUGAAUGUAAAGAACGUGUGAAAGCCUUUCGUCAUUCACACCUCACUUCACAUGUAAGAUCUCACAGUGGAGAGACUGCUGUGUCAAAAGAGAUCUUCCAUCCAUAAUUCUGUAAUUUCAAAUAGCAAAUUUCUGAAAGACUAUAAUUAAAGGACAAAAAGUUUCUCAGUGAUUAACGAAGAAAUACUAUCUUAAAGAAGGGGUCACUAGAGCUCCUUUGUGCCUUUGACAGAAAUGAAAAUUUCAUUUUCAAUAUAGGAUUGUUCUCAUCAGUGUUUGUUACUUUCUCAGUCUAAGCUAAAUUUUCCUUUCUGAAAGUCCUUGACUAUAACAGAUGACCCUGAAGGGAGUAGCCUUGAGCAAAUGUCAUUUUCUGUUUCUUAAUGAUUUUAUCAAUGUUAUUUUAUAUAGUAAAAUGCACUCUUCUUGUAUUUCGUUUAAGGGUGGUUUUUUUGUUUUUGUUUUUGUUUUCAUAUUUAGCACGUUGCCUUCCAUUCUGUCCUAUUGUAAAGUUAACUGUUUUACUCUUUACAAUUAGUAAGUUUCUCAUAGGGCCAUACUUUGAAACAGUUCAAAUAUUUUUCAUUUUACAUUAGCUUACUAAUUUUAGUAUGCAUCGAUAAUUAUCUAUGAUUUUUACUACUGUGGUGUUUACUAAAUGGUACUCUCUUCAAAUCAUUUCUUCUACAUUUAUUAAGUUCUGUAAAAUGUAGCUUUUUCUUUUAUGUAUUUAUGAAAUUGUUUAUAACAGUAAAAGCAGUGCUUGGAUUAUGAA
Messenger RNA from Trichechus manatus latirostris (Florida manatee), 3489 nucleotides. Its product is annotated as zinc finger protein 883-like. Gene Ontology annotation, molecular function: DNA-binding transcription repressor activity, RNA polymerase II-specific; RNA polymerase II cis-regulatory region sequence-specific DNA binding. Gene Ontology annotation, biological process: regulation of transcription by RNA polymerase II. The transcript has 6 exons. NCBI's taxonomy places the organism in Eukaryota, Metazoa, Chordata, Mammalia, Sirenia, Trichechidae. Bases 806 to 2821 code for a protein of 671 amino acids. Gene Ontology annotation, cellular component: nucleus; nucleoplasm. The record is from RefSeq and is a predicted model, not a curated record.